This is a messenger RNA of Ruditapes philippinarum (Manila clam), 1357 nucleotides long. Its product is annotated as dynein axonemal light chain 4-like. Gene Ontology annotation, cellular component: dynein complex. Gene Ontology annotation, biological process: microtubule-based process. NCBI's taxonomy places the organism in Eukaryota, Metazoa, Mollusca, Bivalvia, Venerida, Veneridae. Bases 115 to 435 code for a protein of 106 amino acids. The transcript is spliced from 3 exons. The record is from RefSeq and is a predicted model, not a curated record. Gene Ontology annotation, molecular function: dynein light intermediate chain binding; dynein intermediate chain binding.
GAGCGCGUGCGCAUUGCUUACCUUGGAGACGAAAGUUUCGAAAAACUACAACAACAAAGCAUACACAGUAUAAAGAGUUAAACAUACUUGAGUUUGGUUUAAUAACACAUAACAAUGGCGGAAACAACGGAGGAAAAGAAAGAUACGGGAGAUGCGAAAAGAGUUCACACAUACCCUUUGAUUAGGCACUCUGAUAUGAAUGAUGAAAUGAAAACAGAAGCCAUGGAAUUGUGUGUCACAGCAUGUGAAAAGUUCUCACAAAAUAAUGAAAAUGCUGCAAAAAUGAUUAAAGAAACAAUGGACAAAAAGUUUGGUGCUUCAUGGCAUGCGGUCGUAGGGGAAGGUUUUGGUUUUGAGCUUACACAUGAAGUUAAAAACUUACUGUACAUGUUCUUUGGAGGAAAUCUUGCUAUUUGUGUGUGGAAGUGUUCUUAAAAACUUUUAUAUACAAUUUAUGAAAGUGUUUGAUUAUGGUUUGUUAAUUCCAGCUGAAACAUAUUGCAACAUACAUAGAAUGUAUUAUACAGUAAAGUGUCAAAUUAAGUUUUUAUUUGAGAGAGUUUUACAUUAAACUUUCGUCAUUUCUUCAGUGAAAAUGGUUAUUCAUAUUUAAACUUUUUUCCUACAAGUAAAAGUUCAGUCUGGUUAUACAUAUAAAAAAAAGAAGUCAGCUGGAAUUAAUUUAUUAUAACCAAAAAUUGUUGUGAUAGCAAAUAAUUUCUGGAAAAAGUACCAUCUAACAGUUCAAUUUGUGACAGUUGUUAUAACAUCUGACAGAUCUCAUCAUCUGAUUUACGUGAAUGAAAUAUUUGUGUUCCAGAAAAACGAUACUGAAAUAUUUUAAAGAGAUUAAUUAAUCAAAGUCAAGUAGUAUUAAAUUAUAACUACAUAGUUAAAUACUGCCAAAUAAUGAGGUUUGUUCUUGGCAAUGUCAUAUCAAUUUGCAUUUUUUAUGUUGAGGCAGGAAUGCUUUAAUUCCGACAUUUUUUCUUAUAUUUUUAGGAUAGGUCAUUAAGUAAAUAAUUUAAUGUAUUGGCAGUGUUUUUUUAAAUGGUUCAUGUGUGUGUAUCUUAUUUUCCAUAAAUUUUUUAUUACAUUCCAAAAAUUACAUAUCCAAAAUGUUACUGUAUAUUUUUAAGUGAUCUACGCUUUUUUAUUUUGCUAUGAUCAUCGUAAAAAAAAAUCCACUCACUACUGGAUUAAAGAUGUGAUAUUUGUACAUUAAUUCCUGUAUACAUUAUCUUAUUCUGUAAGGACAGGAAUUUGUGUUGUUUAACCCAUCAGUCUCUGCUCCUUGUUCUUUAUGUUGAGACAUACAGUUUUAUAUGUUAUUAUUAAUAAAUUCAUAAUAUUUCUA